AUGGAUAUUAAUCCCGUAUCAAAACAUAAAACUCAACCAUUACCUUAUGCUUGUCAUAUUGAUAAUAAAGUUUAUGACUAUCAUCCGUUUAUAGAUGUCGAUGAAGAUGAACUUGAAGCUGAAUCUUCUUCUUCUACUUCUCCAAGAAGUCCUAAAAGAGCUAAAUCUAUAAGUUGCUUUAGUAAUUAUUAUCCUGGUGUUAAUAAUAAUGGUGGUUCAAAAUCAUCUAGAUAUACUGGUAAUAACUCAUCCUUGAAAAGACGUUUGAAAUCUAUCUGUGUUCCAUCAACUUCAACUAAUGCUUCUACUAUUCAAACUAAUUUCUCAUUACAAGAACGGGAAUUUUCAUUUGAUUCUCAUUCUGUACCUUCAUCAACCAAUAAUUCCGAUAUAUCAGAUUUAGAAUCCUUACCAGAUUUAACUGAAGAUGAAUAUUCUCCAUUUUCAACACCAAUAAAGAAGGUUCCAUUAAUUAAUAAUUUCAUAACUCAUGAAGAUGAAGCUGAUAAAACUAGAACUAAUUUAUUUUCAAAAUUAUUACUUGCUCAAUCCAAACCAUCUAUAUUUGAAAUUCCAGAAUUAGUAUAUAGAAUUAUGGAAUUUGUUGAUGUUCAAAAUACCAUUAUUCCUCAAGAACCAACUCCAAUGAGACGGAAACCAUUAAGUUAUAAUCAUGCUUUUUUAAUCCAUGGUAAUAAAGAAACAGCUGAAAUGUCAAUGAAACAAUCUAUAAUCAUGGAUAAUAUUGAAGAUGAACAUAAAAAGACCCAUAAAGGUACUUUAUUCAAUUGUCUUUUGGUUAAUAGAUUAUUUUAUCAAGUUACUCGAGAAAUCAUGUCUAAGAAGAUGGUUUUCAAUGAUGCUAAAAAAUAUGGUCAAUUUAUUCAAAGUUUACAACAUCGUAAUUUUCAAUAUAAACCAGAAAUUUUCGUGUUACAUAAAUUAUUCCAUAUAAAACAAGGUACAUUUGAUUAUUUAAAGGAUCAUAUUAAUUUUGAAAAAUUACAAUGGUUAGAGAUUUAUAUGUGUCCAAAAGUAUUACCUCCAAUUGAAUUCUUUAAAACUGGCGGUAAAAAUUUACGGAAAUUAAUUUUGACGGGUUCAAAAAUAAUUGAUGAUGAUUUUUUAAUUAUGAUUAGUGAAAAUUGUCCAAAUUUAGAAGUAUUGGAUAUUAGAGCUUGUGAAUUGGUUAGUGAUAUUGGAAUUUAUUCUAUUGGAAAUAAAUGUCAUAAAUUAACUAAUAUUAAUUUUGGUAGAAAACAAAAAGGUCAUUUAAUUACUGAUACAAGUUUAUCUAAAUUAAUUUCAAAUAAUAAAAAUCUAUCAACCGUUGGUUUAGCAGGAUGUCAUAUUAGUGAUAAAACCAUUUGGGAAUUGGCUAUUCAUUGUAGUCAUUCCUUAGAAAGAUUAUCAUUAAAUAAUUGUCCAUUAUUACUGAAUCAAUCCAUACCAUUAAUAUUGGCCAGUAAUAGAAACCAUAAUAACAAUAACAACCCUUAUACCAAUUACUACACUCAUCAACAACAUAACAAUGGAUUGAUACUUACUACUAAUAAUAAUGUGGAAAACAUAGCGCCAUCACCACCAUCAUAUUUUCAAAAUCUUUCUGUGUUGGAAUUAAGAUAUAAUUAUCAAAUAAGUUCAUGGCAACCAAUAAUUGAUUUUAAACGAAGACAAGAAUUUAGAGGUAUAACGUUGUUAUUAGAAUUAUGUGAGACUUUAUUGUUAAGAAUGAGACAACAAGAAUUAGAAAUGGAUAAGACUAUUUCUCAACGGAUAUUCAAUGAUAUUUUAGAAUGGGCCAAUGACGAGAAUGAUGGUGAUAGUCUGUUUCAAGAUUUACUCAGAAAUAGAUGA
Molecule: messenger RNA, 1857 nt
Organism: Scheffersomyces coipomensis
Lineage: Eukaryota; Fungi; Ascomycota; Pichiomycetes; Serinales; Debaryomycetaceae
Gene: AMN1
Product: Amn1p
Exons: 1
Coding region: 1-1857 (618 amino acids)
Biological process (GO): SCF-dependent proteasomal ubiquitin-dependent protein catabolic process
Cellular component (GO): SCF ubiquitin ligase complex
Source: RefSeq, a predicted model, not a curated record